Amphimedon queenslandica is the source of this 480-nucleotide messenger RNA. RefSeq names its product V(D)J recombination-activating protein 1-like. The record is from RefSeq and is a predicted model, not a curated record. Bases 1 to 480 code for a protein of 159 amino acids. NCBI's taxonomy places the organism in Eukaryota, Metazoa, Porifera, Demospongiae, Haplosclerida, Niphatidae. The transcript has a single exon.
AUGUCUUCACAACUUCACCAAAACAACCUCAAUAAUCACUGCAGAGUGUGCUCUAAAGCAUUGGGGAAGACCAAAUACAAGUGCAUCAAAUAUGUAUCAUUACUUGAGCAAUACUUGAGUGUUGAUUUGACAAAUGACACCACAGCGGUGCAUCCCGAACACUUCUGCAACAGCUGCUACCUGACAGCAAAGAAGAUCUCACAGGAUGCUGAGCGGUUUCAACAGAAGAAUAUUCCUGUAAAAUGGUCACCACAUAGUGAGGAAUCAUGUGAAGUCUGUGAUGUUUUGAACAAAGGUGGACGACCAAAGCAGAGGUAUUUCAGUGGGCGGCCAACUCUCAUCUGUCAGCACAUUCGAACAGUAGGAUAUCGGAUUCUUCAGUUUUCUCUUGCUCAGCUAGUAGAUGAGCAGCACAAGGCUGAUAAUACUUGUAAGUUAUGUAGCUGUGCUGCAAACAAACCACUGGAAACCAUUCCAUGA